AUGCUGCGGGUGGCAUUGUCACCGCUGCUUUCUCCUGCAGUGGAGACUUCGCGUCUGCUCAUCACUAGCAUUCCUUCAGCGGUCACCGUGCAAUCUCGAGGAAGACGUCGUACUUUAACGCCUGCUCCGUGGAACCACGUCGUUAGUGUGAUUUCUCCUGAGGAAUGGUAUCGUAGAAGUCUUAUUGGAAAACGGAAAGCAUUCAACAGAGAGGGACCCAUGUGGAAGGUAACAGUUGGGGCAGUGGACUACAAUGUGGACCGAUUUUCUCAUGCUUACAGAAACCAGUUCGUUCGGGCUGGUGUCCCAGUUAAAAAAUAUCUUGGUUCAUUCCUGGUAAUUUUUAUUUAUUUCUGCUUUGAUUUUUUAAAUGAAAGACUUUCAAGCUUCUUUCUUUGA
Cooperia oncophora is the source of this 399-nucleotide messenger RNA. The record is from the annotation of a GenBank genome assembly. NCBI's taxonomy places the organism in Eukaryota, Metazoa, Nematoda, Chromadorea, Rhabditida, Trichostrongylidae.